Fusarium oxysporum Fo47 is the source of this 2271-nucleotide messenger RNA. RefSeq lists its product as uncharacterized. The record is from RefSeq and is a predicted model, not a curated record. The transcript is spliced from 2 exons. Lineage: Eukaryota; Fungi; Ascomycota; Sordariomycetes; Hypocreales; Nectriaceae. The coding region runs from base 452 to 1882 and encodes 476 amino acids.
CACUAACAACUCAUACCUAAGAGUGAAAGAAGCCUUGCCUUGGUUUCACGCCCUAAGUGUGAUUCAUUCAGUGUCACCGAUAUUUCCUCCUUCUCCCCCCUCCUUCACCUUCUUUUUCAUUUUCACUGUCCCUCUUACAAAAAAAGAAGAGUCUACUUUUUACAAAGUUGCCUUGUUCUUCUUGUUACUCAUUUCCUAUUGGACGCUAAAAUUCCCCUUUUUUUACUUUUUCCGUCAAUCCUUUUUGACAAGGGCGACGCUCGUGCCAGACGCUAGCGGAGAGCUUGUCACUGCAAAAGACUGGAGAUAAACAGGGAAUCAUUAAGGGCGCGUCGCAGAACCAAGGCCUUACAACAAAGACUGGAGAGAAACAUCCGGCUUCAGGCAACCAACAAACGCUGAAAGAGUUAUCCAAAGGGAGGCAAAUACAGAUCGACUAUUCAAUCAUCGGAUGCUUGCAUUUGAUUCUUUGUUUGGAAACGGCAGCUUCAUCGGACAGCUGCGCAGUUUGGUGGAUAUGGCGACUUCACAAUCUUCUACCUCUUCGACUUCGCCGUCGCGCAACGGUAACGGUAACGGUGUAUCACUGGACACAACGCCCUGCACUUCACAAGCGCCCAUUGUCGCCCCGCGAAAAAGGCGCCCGCAGCGCAUCUACCGGCCCGCAAAGAACUCGCUCUACGACAUCUUUCAGCAACACGCCGGCACAUCGCUCUUUGUGCGACCCAUUUGUUGGACAGAUUUACACGCUCAGCUGCUCGGUGCGAGAUGGGAGGAACUGCCGCCUUGCGAUACACCUCAGCCUUCAGCGGCCCCAGGCACGCCACCAUCGCGAGGACAUCUGAGCCCAUCGAAUACCAUCAUCAGCCUUAGCAACGCGCUCACGCAGAUUCUCCUGCCCGAUCCAUUGCAUCCUAUCCUAUCCUCCAACGCUGUCAAGUCGGUUCUCAACACGCUGUGGCCUACACCUUUCAACAAGCCCCAGUACCUGCCCGAACUCCAUCUAUAUUUUGGCGGUCGCGUUUACCGUGACGCUGUACGCGCGCAGCUUAUGUGGAACUACCCUUCUGAGGAUGCAAAGUCUUCAUACUCUUCAUUCAAAUCAGUUUCGACGCGACCCGCUGAAUCCUUCAACAUCUCAACACAGUCCUCGCCAAACUACAGCCCCGCCAAUUUACCCAUGAUCUGUUACAUUGGCAAGACUCAAUUGGCUUCAGUCCGAAACAACCUUUUUCGCGUCGCUUCUGGACCUGGAAGGACAUGGAACGAACCCGUGUUUCGCCUCCAGCAACUGCGCGCUCGCAUCCUCGUACCUUCAAAUUCCGAUCACGAUGCUCAUUUUGUGGGCGUCUUUCUAGGGAUGGCGCAGAAGCACUUCUACCCUACCCCACCUAUCAGUGGCAGACGCGACUCGCGCAUUUCACCAGGACAGGGCAUUCCUCCAAGCCCUAACUUUCACGACAUCAAGUUGAAGAUUCUCACGCACGACAUUGAUACAUCCGAGUUUAUUGUUUACACUGGCCACAUCACAAAGGAGUUCUUGGAGAAGUUCCACGAUCCCUUCAAGGCUCCAGCUGACGAUGACGAUGCUAUUGUUUCUGGUCUCAGGAUCGAAUACACAAGAGUUCCUAUCUGGCCGAUUUUGGGACUCAGAGAGAGACUAGGCAAAGCUCUAGGUCAAGAGAUUGUCGGAACCUUCAACCCAGAUGAGAUCGAGACAUGGGAGAAAGAUCCCGAGAAACCAACUGGCGAGAAGCGCAAGCGCGAUGUCCUCACCGAGGUCGUCAGCAGUAGCUACGAGGAAGAGACCGAGGAAGAGCCAGCAAUCGUUUCAAAGAAACGCUGUCUAAACGAGGGUACACCUGUGGGCGUGGUGAUGUGAAAGCAAGCUACAUGCAGUGUAUGAUAUGAAACUGAGACGGGUUGGAUAUACCCCACGGUUUAAUUUUGAGGGCAACAGGACGCAUUCGGUAUACGCAAUACAUUUGGCUGGGCUGGACUGUCUUUGGGAUUGCAUGAAGACUCAAUCUGCCUCACAGGCACGCAUGACAUGGACAAUGGCGCAGGGUUAUAAGAUAGUUGACGGCGCAAGGUUAUCUGGGCAUUAGGGUAUGUAUGAGCAACAAACAGCAUUUGGCUUUGGGGUCUGGUUAUGAAUUGAGCUUUCAGAGGGACUGAAGUGAGGGAUAGGUUUAGGACAUGUACAUAUGGUUUUGAUCUUUCUAGCGAGAUGGUCUGCGUUUAAUCACGAAUUCAAUGACAUUUCUUGAG